Protopolystoma xenopodis is the source of this 369-nucleotide messenger RNA. NCBI's taxonomy places the organism in Eukaryota, Metazoa, Platyhelminthes, Monogenea, Polystomatidea, Polystomatidae. The record is from the annotation of a GenBank genome assembly.
UUAUACAAAGCUGAUUUUUAUGUUGUUCGCGGAUCCGAAAUACAAGAGGUGCUCUACGGGCUGCCUAAAUUUUUGACUUUAUUUUCAGCCGGUAUGGAGCAAUAUAUGCUAUCUGAUCGCUAUUUAUCUCCUCAUGCCCGUUAUUAUGUCCGUGAAAUGCGUCUCAGAGCAUACCAGCAACAUUUAGACUCAUAUAGUAGCAUUUCUUUAGAUAGCAUGGCUACUACAUUUGGGGUUACCAAGAGCUAUUUGGAUUCAGAACUAUCUCGAUACAUCUCAAAUGGUCGCCUUCCGGCUAAGGUAGACAAAGUUGCUGGGGUUGUUGAAACGACUCGGCCAGAUAAUGUUAACUUUCAAUAUCAGGCUUGA